AUGAGCAUCGAGACACUAGAGAGCAAGACUGCUUCAUCAGCAUCAGCAUCAGCAUCAGCAUCAGCAUCAACAUCUGCUACUGCAUCUGAAAAUAUCUCCGAAGCCAAAGAGGUCAUCACACCAACACAGAUACCAACACCAGACGAAGAGAACGAGAAGGAAAAAGACACAUCCAAAUCUUCAAUCUACUCCCCAGCAAACCUACUCUCAAGUCUCCUCUCUCCAUUCUCUUUCUCAAGCACGUCCCCGGAGCCAACAACCACAAUACCUCCAAGCAACAACAAAGAAAAAGAGUCCAAAAGUCCAACUAAAAUAUUAAUCGAAACCUCAACCUCAGACUCAACAACACAACCAACCCCAGAACCAUAUUACACCCCGGAAGAAACACCCCUGUACAAAACCCUCUACAAGACCCGUCUGACCAAAACCCGCACAAAACAACUCCUCCGCGCAGGAGAGCGAGCAUACAACGACCCACCACCUCCACCAGGGCUGGGUGAUUGUUGUGGCAGUUCGUGUGAUCCUUGUGUAAGGGAUUUGUGGAAGCAAGAGAUUGGAAUUUGGAGGGAGAGAUGGGGGGAUUGGGGGGUUGAAGACGGGACGGGAGUUUCGAAAGAGAAGAAGAGUGAGAAGAAAGAAGUGAAAUUGGCGAAGAGGAAAGAGUUGGAAUGGUGA
Molecule: messenger RNA, 675 nt
Organism: Penicillium hordei
Lineage: Eukaryota; Fungi; Ascomycota; Eurotiomycetes; Eurotiales; Aspergillaceae
Exons: 1
Coding region: 1-675 (224 amino acids)
Source: RefSeq, a predicted model, not a curated record